ACUGACACAGUGGAGCGAUGCGGGCUCAGCAGCAGCAGCAGCAGCAGACAUGCAGGCCCCGUUAACGAGAGGCCCGUGGUGACACAUCCAGGCCCAGCUAACGGCGUAUCCGGGCGGAUUUCGGAGCAUCUCGGCACUUAUCACGGACACCGUUUGCUGUGAGGAAAAAAGGAUAUUUGCACCGAGGAAGAAGAAAUAGACGGAGAUCCAUUUCGGGUCUCUGUCGAGUCAACGCAGCCGCCAUUUUGUUGACAUUUAGUCCCUUGGAUGAUAAAAUAUGCCCACCACGUUGAUAACCUAUGAGGGGGGACACGGAGCCAAAUAAUGUGAGCGCCGUUUGGGAACAAUUAUACAGUUGAAGGACGGAGAAAGAGGGCUGGACAGCCAAAGAAGGAAAAGAAGCCACCUAUAAGCAAGGACCGCAUCACCCUCACCGUUAUCCCCCUUCCCCUUUUCCUCUUCACCCCAUCCCUCCCCAAAAUAAAAUCACCACCAGGUAUCGACCGUAUCCCCACUUAUUAAACCUGGCCUUCCCCUAAAUUUCUGAUGGAUCAGAACAGUCAGGGGGGAACUGCGGCUCCACCCCUCCAUCUCACAGGUGCUCCCACAGGUAUGCAAGAGAAGGAGGGAGGGGGUGGAAAGAAAGAAGCAGAGAAGGACAAGAAAAGAGAGAAGGAGGGCACAGAUGGUUCCCCUGGUGCAGGAGGUGCAGGAACAGGUGGUACAGGAGGGGCUGCCGGUGACCAGUCCCACUUCUCCAUCAAAGAGAGCAACUUGUCUGAGGGCAAUGUCAAACUCAAAAUUGGCCUUCAGGCAAAGCGAAUGAAGACCCCGAAAAUCCUGGAGAAUUAUGUGUGUCGUCCAGCCUUCAGGGCCACUGUGAGGCACACAGGACGAGGAAACAGUGCUCGAGGAAACCGUGCAGCAGCUACAAGUGAUGGGCCAGGUAGUCAGAGCCAGAACCAGAUUCCUGUACAAUGCAGGGAGAAGGAGCAGAGUCCUUGUGUUAACAGACCAGCCUCUUCGUCUUCAUCAGCCCCUUCUGCUGCAGCUUCUACCCCACCUCCUUCUUUGCCAUCUCCAGCCAGCACUUCUACCCUGUCAUCCUCCUGCCUUUUGAAUGUGAGCAAUUCAGCAAAAAGGGGUUCACCAAAGACGGAUGGCAAGUCUGAUGUAAAGCCAGACACAAAAACAGCCACCACCAUAUCUGAGAGACCUCUUAACCUUCACCGCCCUCCAACAGACAGCAAAACACAUGCCUUUGGGAAGAAAACUCCCAAUACACAAAGCAACCCCAGGGCAGCUUCACCUUCUUCACCAGUAUCUGUAUCAAAAGAACCCAGCAUUGAAGGAGUUAAUUCACCUCAGUACACAUACAGCACUGAAGGCCACAGAGAAAAGGACAAGACUGUUCAAAACUGGGGAACCCCCACAGUCACUGAAAAGUUAGCUCAACUCAUAGCAACUUGCCCACCAUCAAAGACUCCAAAGCCUGCUAAAUCUGUAAAGAUUGACCCUGCUCCUUCUCCACCUAGCACAGGCUUCAUGGCCCCCACUGCCAAGCAACGAGACAGAGCAAUGGCAAAUAGGAACACAUAUUCACGAAUGGUCCACCUUUCUCCACCACCACCUGUGUCUCGUCCACCUGGCCGGCCUUAUGGUUCUCGUAACAAAGACAGUAUUUUGGAGAAUUCAUCCAACUUGAUAAUGCCAAGGAAGGAGGACACAGAUAAGACUGAAAAGUCUAGUAAUGCUAGUAACAACAUUAUCAUUAGCAACAACUUAACCAGUAGCAACAGCAGUAGUCGCAGCAGCAGUCCAGCAUUGUCCUAUUGUAGUAACCGCCUCUCAAUCGUGUCAAAGGACAGCAACAGCGACAACUGCAUUAGUAAUGCUAAGUUACAUUCACGCCCUGCUCACUGUGUGCCAAACACCACAUCUUCACCGUCUUGUCUCAUUUCAACAUCCACCACUUCAGCCGAGCAGAGAACACUGAGUGCAGUAAGUCAUCUGGGCACCCCUGCUCCUUCUCAAGGACACUAUGCACGAGAGAGUCUCACCCUAGCAGAGGAGAGCAAUGCAGCUGAGAUGGAGCAGGAGAGAGACAACCCAAAAGACUUAACCAAGUGUCUUGCUACAGUAGCAACAGGAAAGUUAGACGUGAAAGAGAAAGGCCCAAGUAAUCAGUCCAUUAGGAGUGAGAGGGGGAAGAGCUCUAGUCCACCUAAGCACAGUCCCAAUCAGGACAGCAGCCGUACCAGUCGAACUAGCAGUCCCCCUCUGCCCCUGAGACAUAGUACACCUUCUCCUCCAGAGCCAGAAGGUUGCAGUAGCCCAGAAUUGCCUCUUGGAGAUGAUUCUCAUGAUUCAUCCCCUGACUCUCCCCAAGAGCAAGACAGCAAACCCCUUAAAAAACGAAGGGGGAGGAAACCCCGUUGGACCCGUGUUGUGAAUAAAAAUCAUAGUCAAAGAGCAGACCACGAUACUCCCUUUGAUGAGAGCAAAGCCACCAUGCCUUUAACAUCAAACUUGGACAGCCCCACCAAUGAAAGACCUGUAGGCAGGCCUCCCAACCCAAAUAAGGUAAAACCAAAUUCUGUGCCACAAAGUCCAGUGUCACAACUCUUUGCACCCCAGCCUAAGAAAAGGGGAACACCAAGAUGUAAAAUGCGAGGCUUGACAUUCCUACUCGUGGGCGGCCGUCUAAACAAACUGGCCCCAUCAAAGGUAUUUUCAUCUUUAUUUAAAUCCAAAGAAGAGCAGGAUCCACCUGUUCUUCACCCAGAGGUGGAUCUGAAUCCCCCCAAACCUAUGCCCAAAAAACGUGGACGUCCUAAACGACUUCCCCCUACUUUGCCACAGGAAGGUCAGCCUCCAACGCUAGCUCCGGAGGCAGGGGAUGUGGGGGAAAAACGGUUCCGUACCAAAGGAAAUGGGCAGCUUAUCAUGAAAACCAUCAUAGGCAAGAUCAAUAAGAUGAAAAGUGUGAAACGGAAACGGCUCCUCAGUUCACUUCUCUUAUGCCCAAGACAGAAAGAAGAGACCCCUAAAGGUACUACCAGUUCUGUGACUGGCUCUGUGGAAGUUGCAACACAGUCAUUGUCGUCUCUGGCUGCUUCUUUUGGGGGAAAAUUAGGGCCACAAAUUAAUGUCAAAAAGGGUACAAUAUACAUGGGAAAGCGGAGAGGCCGGAAACCAAAAUCAGCGACUAAUGCUUCUUCCAGUGCUCAGACAUCACCGCUAGAGCCAUUUCUGUCCCGAAAUACUACUUCCCCUCUCCAUCACCACCUCUCAAAUGCUCAGCAACAGCACCAGUUAUCCUCUGUAGAGGUCUUCCCUUCCCCCUUCUCGCAAUCCAGUGGAGGUCAUAGUCCUGUCAAUGAUACCAGUUUUGUGGAGCCAGGUUCAGUGCACUUUGCAGGGCAUGCUCACUAUUCUUCAAACCCCCAUCAUAGCCACAACUCAUUUCCUUUUCCUCCACCCACCUUUUCAGCUCCUAAUCCUCGUAAUCCUGGGAUGGGCUCAUCAUUAACAUCUGUGACCACAGCAUCAUCUCAGAAGAAGGCAUCUUGCCGUGGAUAUCACCAUUAUAGGCAGCAGUAUUACUAUCAUAAACUUUCACCUCCGAGGCCCCUCCAUCCCACAUCUCCUGCACCGCUUAAUGAGCUAAAAGAAGCUACUCCAUCACCAGUCAGUGAGUCACACAGUGAAGAGACGGUGCCUAGUGACAGUGGUAUAGGAACAGACAACAACAGUACUUCUGACCGGGGUGAAAAAGUUGGAGGGCCAGGUGGCUUGGGUGGUAUUGGAAUGCCACCUAGUAUGGGAAGUGGGCUAUUAAUGCCAGGUGUCAUGGGUUCACCAAUGGGAACAGGGAUGGGCUUUAAUUCCAGAGGAAGGCGGAGGCAUUCUUCCACUGUGCUUCUGGAACAUCCAUCUUCGUCUCCAUCACCGCAUGGUGUAAGGUCAUCACCUGAUCCCAGAAGGCCACACCCAGCUGCUACCACUUCAUUAAUGGGACACAAGGAGAAACAUAAGCACAAAUGUAAGCGUAGGAGCCAUGGAUGCCCUGGCUACGACAAACUAAAGAGACAGAAAAGGAAACGCAAGAAGAAAUACUUACAGCUGCGCUCCCGACGACAUGACCCAGAUUUUCUUGCUGAGCUGGAUGAGAUAGUAGUGAGACUGAGUGAGAUAAGGAUAGCACACCGUACCACAGGCCACCGGCUUGGCAGUGGGAUAGGAAUGGCUGCAGGAACAACUAGAGUGCCAGGAGUGGGCAACAGGACCAGUGGUGGUAUCGGUGGCACAGGUGGCCCUCCACCGCAUCAUUAUGUCCACAGAGACUUGCUACCUACGAUUUUCAGGGUUAACUUUGGCGGCUUUUAUUCCCCUCAUCCUGCAUAUUCUUGUGAUCCAUUGCAUUAUGUUCGCAAACCAGACAUGAAGAAGAAACGUGGACGGCCUCCUAAACUCAGGGAGUCCAUGUCUGAGGUUCCCUUUGUACCUGGACUUGGAUUCCCGCUUUCCAGUGGAGGGUUCUACCACCCGUCCUACAGCGUUCCAUACUCCUCUGGUCACCUAGGUUUGGGCUAUUACAGAGGUUAUCCGCCAACUAGUGCUCUGUAUCCUCACCCACACCACCAGUCACCUCAUACAGCUCCAUCCCAUCACUCUCACCACUCCCCAUCUUUCCCUCCUCCUCCCACAUCCUACAUACAUCAUCACCACCCCUCUCAAAUUUUGAUGAACCCUUCCAAAUUUCACAAGAAGAAAACAUAAGCUGCUAGGCAGGAAUACCUGGGCGGAGGAAGGUCUCCUGUCUUAUACCCACCAAUGUCUUCAGAGCUUUCCUUCAACUGGCAUCACAAACACAAACACCGACACAAACACAGAGAUCGCUGUGCUGAGGAGGAGAUUGAAGAGGCAGGAAGAGGAGGAGUUGGAGGCCGGGCUAGUGCAGGGAUUUCUGAUAGUGGCACAUCGGGGAAAAUAGAGCGUAUUGGAAGUCUGGGGAUGGUGGACUCUUUACAACGAUGUCGUUUUGGACGAGACACUUCCAGCACCAGUACCAGCAAACAAGCUGGUGCUACUUCUGUCAAUUCCCCAUCUUCCUCAUCAUCUUCUGCAGAUCGGUACAAGCGUAAAGAGAGCUCCAUGUCUUGUCUGGGGCCCUCCCGUCUGUCCAUGAGUAGCAGCACCAAAGGCCAUCACUCAAUAGACUCCUGGUUUAGGAUGAGCAGCUCUGAGACAGACUACUCUAAACUUUCCAGAAAUCAAAUGGCACAAGGCCAGGGUCCAUUUUCAGAUGGACAGGCUGAAGAGUCAGCAGGCUGCUCAGAUAGUGAGGAUGAAGAUCCUCUCACACCCCUGGGAGAUGUAGAGGCUGGGACCCAUAAUUCUCCAAAUCUUUCAAAUUUGUUUACAUCUGCCCUCACCCGCACCUCUGUUAGGGCAGGCAAGGGCAGAAAGACUGAGUUAGUCACAGAAGAGUCCAGCUUUUCCCACAUGGAACAGACGAUAAGGAAGGAUCGGUCGACAUCAGCAGAGAGGAGAGAGUUGGGUGCCUCAACUUUGCAACCCAGAGGUGUUGUCCUCUCAACCACAGAAGGCCCUGAAGGAUCUCUGCACCACCGCCAGCAGCAUCACCACCCGUCUUCUCUCUUCCACUCCCACGUCUCUGCCUCCUCUGUCUGCCUCUCCCCUUCCCAGGAACAUUGUUUGGAUGCUUCCUUGCCCCACCACUCCCACAGGGCACAGCCUUCAAAACACCGCCUGCACCACGUCAACAAAAUCCUGCGUGCCAAGAAGCUGCAGAGACAGGCUCGUACAGGAAACAAUGUGGUAAAGAAGAGGGGACCUGGCCGUCCAAGGAAACAUCCGUUACCUUCUCCACCACCAUCGCCACCACCUGUGGUUGAGUUGACUCAGACUCAGCAGAAGGACAGAGGGGGAGAUCAGGAAGCAGGGGCCAAAGGAUUGGAAGGAGACACUGUGAAAGACGCUAUUGAAUCUGUAAUACAUGGCCAGCAUCGGAAAGGCCAGAAGAGGAAACACUGGGAGAGAGAAGGGGAUAGGGAAGAGGAGGAGGUGGAAGAAGCUGGGGAGGCGGAAGAGGCCGAGGAACGACUGCCAGACAGAGAGGACAACAGGAACUUGGCAAUGAGGUCUAGAGCGGGAAGCGGGAGAGGCUGGGUUAACCAGGAUGAUCUCCCCCGCUUUAAUAGCCCUAUGGAAGACAAGCCAGAUGGUCACUGUUCUCCAGAACGCUCAGGCACUGUUUCCAGGGAACAAGUUCCACCCAUUCCCCUAACUAGCCAACGGGAGAAGAGACCAGCCAGACCUCCAAAGAAAAAGUUCCAGAAGGCGGGACUUUACUCUGAUGUGUACAAGACUGAAGACCCCCGCAGUCAGAUUCUGCAGCUUAAGAAGGAGAAACUUGAGUACAUACCAGGGGAACAUGAGUAUGGAUUGUUUCCUGCUCCUAUACAUGUUGGGAAGUACCUAAGACAGAAGCGCAUUGAUUUCCAGUUGCCUUAUGACAUCUUAUGGCUGUGGAAACAUGAUCAGCUUUAUAAGAGGCCUGAUGUCCCCCUUUAUAAAAAGAUCAGAUCGAAUGUCUAUGUGGACGUGAAGCCUCUGUCUGGUUACGAAACAACCACGUGUAAUUGUAGAUCUCCUGCGGAUGCCAAUGAAAAAGGCUGCCUAGAUGAUUGCUUGAAUAGGAUGAGCUUUGCGGAAUGCUCUCCCAGCACAUGCCCAUGUGGUGAUCAGUGUGACAACCAGCAUAUCCAGAGACAUGAAUGGGUCCAAUGUCUGGAGCGAUUCCGCGCUGAAGGCAAAGGCUGGGGCAUCCGUACCAAGGAGUCUCUUCGCUCAGGACAGUUUAUUAUUGAGUACCUGGGAGAGGCGGUUAGCGAACAAGAGUUUAGGAAUCGAAUGAUGGAACAGUACUUCUCCCACAGUGGCCACUACUGUUUAAACUUGGAUAGUGGUAUGGUGAUCGACAGCUACAGGAUGGGUAAUGAGGCGCGCUUCAUAAACCAUAGCUGUGAGCCCAACUGUGAGAUGCAGAAGUGGUCGGUGAAUGGGGUGUACAGAAUUGGUCUGUUUGCUCUGAAGGACAUCAGCAGUGGCACUGAGCUCACAUAUGACUACAACUUCCAUUCCUUUAACACAGAAGAACAGCAAGUGUGCAAGUGUGGCUCAGAAAGCUGCCGAGGCAUCAUUGGAGGGAAGAGUCAGCGUAUUAACGGCCUUCCUGCAAAGGCAGCUGGAACUCGGCGGCUGGGUCGACUCAAGGAGAAACGUAAAUCCAAACACCAGCUCAAAAAGAGAGAGGAGGAGUCGAGUGACAGCAGCAAGUUUUACCCUCACCUCAUGAAGCCCAUGUCCAACAGAGAGAGGAACUUUGUGCUGAAGCACAGAGUCUUUCUCUUGAGGAACUGGGAGAAGAUGAGAGAGAAACAGGAGCCACUGAAGAGAGAGGGUGACAGAGACAGGGAUGCCAGCAGCCUUUCUCUUUAUACGCGCUGGGGAGGAGUUAUCCGUGAUGAUGGUAACAUUAAGUCAGAUGUGUUCCUGACACAGUUCUCGGCCCUUCAGACAUCGCGGUCAGUACGCACACGGAGGCUUGCCGCAGCUGAGGAAAACACAGAAGUGACACGCACUGCCCGUCUGGCACAUAUCUUCAAGGAGAUUUGUGACAUGAUCACCAGUUACAAGGAUUCAGCUGGCCAGACACUUGCUGCACCGUUGGUGAAUCUCCCAUCGAGGAAGAGAAACAGCCAGUACUAUGAGAAAGUGUCUGAUCCCCUGGACCUGAACACCAUUGAGAAGCAAAUACUCACUGGCCAUUAUAAGACAGUUGAAGCGUUUGACAGUGACAUGCUUAAAGUUUUCCGCAAUGCUGAGAAAUAUUAUGGCAGGAAGUCAUCAGUAGGUAGAGAUGUUUGUCGGCUGCGGAAAGCUUACUACAGUGCUCGCAACGAGGCUGCGGUCCAGAUUGAUGAAAUCGUAGGUGAGACCGCCAGUGAGGCAGACAGCUCGGAUUCGUUGGAGCGUGACCAUGGACACCACCACGGAGGGAGUGGCCCGGGUUCUCAUGAUAAGGAUGACGACGUGAUCCGUUGCAUCUGUGGAUUGUACAAGGAUGAAGGACUGAUGAUCCAGUGUGAGAAAUGCAUGGUUUGGCAGCACUUUGACUGCAUGCGACUGGAAUCAGAGGUGGAGCACUACCUUUGUGAGCAGUGUGACCCUCGACCUGUUGACAGGGAAGUUCCCAUGGUACCACAGCCCAGUUAUGCGCAGGCGGGCUCUGUCUACUAUAUCUGCCUCCUUAGAGAUGAUCUUCUGUUACACCAAGGUGAUUGUGUGUAUCUGAUGAGAGAUAGUAGACGCACCCCUGAGGGCCAGCCAGUCAGGCAGUCCUACCGUCUGUUGUCUCACAUCAAUAGAGAUAAACUGGACAUCUUUCGCAUUGAAAAACUCUGGAAGAAUGAAAAGGGUGAAAGGUUUGCUUUUGGCCACCACUACUUCCGUCCUCAUGAGACGCAUCAUUCUCCAUCACGACGGUUUUACCAGAAUGAGUUAUUCCGUAUGCCGCUCUACGAGAUCAUCCCCUUGGAAGCAGUGGUGGGAAACUGCUGUGUCCUCGAUCUCUACACUUACUGCAAGGGGCGGCCAAAGGGUGUGAAGGAGCAGGAUGUGUACAUCUGUGAUUACCGUUUGGACAAGUCUGCUCAUCUGUUCUACAAGAUCCAUCGCAACCGCUACCCAGUGUGCACCAAGCCGUAUGCCUUCAACCACUUCCCCAAGAGGCUCACACCAAAGAGAGACUUCUCGCCUCACUAUGUUCCUGACAACUACAAGAGGAACGGAGGACGGUCUGCAUGGAAGAGUGAACGACCCAAAGGAGCUGGGGGUGGAGAGGAUGAUGGCUCCUCCUGUGACCGAGGGGAUGAUUUCCUACCCGAGGAUGCAGAUGAUGGGCGAGGAACAGAGGACGACAUGGAUGUGGCUCUGGAAGAUCCUGAACUUCUCUCAGGCAAGCUCCAAAGGCCGGAGCAGCAAGGGGACAGAGACAAAGAGGAGGAGGAAGAGGAGAGGCUGGAGACUGAGGAGUGCAAGGAGCUGGAAGAGGGUUCCACAGAGAGGAUAGGAGCAAUGCCCGAAAUCCUGUCCUCUGCAUCCUCACCAUUACACCACCCAGCGCUGGGCAGGAGGGAGGCCCAGAGGGAAAGGCUCAACAAGAUUCUGUUGGAGCUGCUGCACAGAACACCCAGCAAGAACGCCAUAGAUGUCACUUAUCUCUUGGAAGAGGGUGCAGGGCGACGGCUACGGCGACGGACACUUGGAUUUGGUGAUUUUGUGGGCAGAAAAUAACAUGACUCCAUAUCUGGCAAGCACAUUACCUUUCAUUUUAUGAGUAAAAGGCAGACCGUGAAGAGAGAGGAAGAGGGGAUAUUAGCAUUGUUGGUGAUUCGGCGAUGAAGGACCACGGUGCACUCCUGGUGGCCUCUUCCACAGCAUUACCUCUUUCAAGACUCUCAUCUCAGUACUGACAGGGUGAGGAGUGGGGAGGGGGUGUUGGAAGUUACAGUUCAACAGAAAUUUCAAGUUCUUUAAGGUUCACAAUAAGCACGAAGGGAGUUGACCCAGACGUUUUGCCUAUUUAAGUAAAAUGAUGCAAAACCUCUUUUUUAUGAACAUAGGAGAAUUAACCCAUGCACUUAAAUGCAUUGAACAUUACAAACAUGGGUGAAUAAAUUCCACUAGUGAGCAUUGGAGAAGAAACAGGUGGUACUGAGAAAGGAGAGUUGAGGAAGGUAGUAGGUUCACAAUGUUGAAGUGUUCCCCCUAGUGGGGACUUGCUGUAAUGACAGGUUACAAUUGAUCAGCACCUCGUAACCAUUUGGGGAAAAUGGCAACGUAAGAUGAGCGUUUUGCUCAGAGCUGCUUAUGAACUCUGAGACAGAGACAGGGGUUAAAAAAAAAAACGGUUGGUGAGCUGCACUUUUUGGUACCAUGGAUAUUGUGACGCUUUAUGUAAUGCAUCUUUAGUAAAAACACUAAUACAGUAUUGGACAAUGCAGUCUGGUGGGGAAAAAAAACGAGUGAGUUAAAAGAAAAAUGUUUUCCUGUUAUACUGUAGUAACUCAUUUAAGAACACAAUAGUCUGCAGUCAGUUUGCUUUUUUUCCCUUAGGAGGGGAGAGGACAGUGGAAUGACUGCGCUUCUUUUUUUUUUUUUUUUUUCAGUGUCUUGCUGAAUUUGUUUAUAUAUAUAUAUUUUUGUGAGGCAGUCAGCUUCGCCCCUCUUUUUUGAAGUAACGUGAUUCACCAGCUUAAAUAAAUCAGACGGGGAAGAUGACACCGGCUUUAACUGUAACGCCUUAGACAGCCGUGCUCUCUAGCCACCUUGCGCAAGCGUGUGUGUGCGUGUGCAUGCAUACACACUUAUUUUGUGUUUGUAUUCAGCCAGAUUUCUUGAAGAUAUACCUUUUUAAAAAUUUAAAUAAUAAUAAAAAAUAAGGGCUUGAUGGCAAUUAACAGUUUUAAGAAAACUAUGGGAAACAAUAGUUAACAUGAAAUGUAUCGUGAUGGUCAUAUUUUCUUAUAUUCUGUGAGACGGGGUGGUGUAUACUGUAUAUUGGGAGGGGGAGGGAGUUAUAUAUAUUUUCCUUUUUUGUCUUUUGGAUUAUCUUUCUGGUUGCCAUGGAGAAUGUUUUAAGAUAAAUAGUGAUAUUUGUUGAGAUUUCUUCCCCCAUCCUAAAUGCCUCUGGUAAAAAGGGACCGCCUGCAGUGUCCCGGAGCGCUGAACUGACAAACGACGAGGAUGAGACACUGACUGGGGGUGAGGGGAACGGGAAGCUGUACAGUGCCAAGUUAUGUACAUAUACACUUUACAUUGAGGAGUGUCUCCAAAAGCAAUAUCUUGAAAAUUGAUUUUGUUUAUUAUUGUAUUGUACAGAACUCAGCCCUAAAUGUAUUAUGAUUAUUAUUAUAAUUAUGAUAAUAUUAUAAUUUUUCUGUUUGUGUUACUUUAAUGAAGACACUUAAACUUGGAGGAAAUUGAUUUUUCUAAUGUUCAGAAAAUGUCAUCGUAACUGUCCUAAUGACAUAAAAACUGAAGCUGAAUUUUUGUUGCCUAUAAAUGAAUUUCAUUUAUGCACUGCAUGAAAGAAGAAUGUCUAAAGGACACAGAGAAGACAUUAGGACAUGGCAGUGGCUCAGCAAUGACACCUUUGUCACUCAAUAUUGUUAAUAAUAUACCUUUUAAGGAGAAAUUUACUCCUUGUUUUUUGCUGCAAAGUGUUGAACACUAAAAAAACAAAUCAACAUAAAAAUGUUAUAAUAUUUUUAAGAACAGAAACAAAAGUAAGCUGUCAGCCUAAUAUUUUGUUUUUUAUUUUUUUUCUUUACUUUUGAAUAGGAAAUGGUUCCGUUUUGUGAUAGCGGUCAUUGUAUGAUGCUUGUACUUGUAUUUGUGCGUUUUGUGUGAUUUGUUUAGUUAUUUUUAGACAAUCACAAAAUAAGAUGCAAGCAUUGUAAAUGGCAGACUGGUGGACAUUUUGUGAUGUGUACAGUUUGUCAGAAAA
Thalassophryne amazonica is the source of this 11599-nucleotide messenger RNA. It is a transcript of the gene ash1l, whose product is annotated as ash1 (absent, small, or homeotic)-like (Drosophila). The record is from RefSeq and is a predicted model, not a curated record. NCBI's taxonomy places the organism in Eukaryota, Metazoa, Chordata, Actinopteri, Batrachoidiformes, Batrachoididae. Gene Ontology annotation, molecular function: DNA binding; protein binding; histone methyltransferase activity. Gene Ontology annotation, cellular component: nucleus.